AUGGCUACUCUCAGACGAGGUCGUACUCGUACACCGGGAGAGACUGGAAAUGAACAACCGGCCGAUAACCAUGCCGAGUUUAUGGUGGCAAUGGCUAAUCUUGCUAAUACUAUAGAGAGGUUAGGUCAACCAGCUGGCAACGAAAAUGGUAAUGAAAACGGAAAUGGGGAUGGAAAUAGAAACGGAGGCGGAAAUGGUAAUGACUUGGGAGGCACUCCAAUGACAUUGGCUACGUUUCUCAAGGUUUAUCCACCGACUUUCAGAGGUUCGACCAAUCCUACAGAAGCGGGAAAUUGGUUCCAGGCUAUGGAGCAUGCAUUACAAGCCCAGCAUGUUCCGUACAACCACUACCCAGAUCAAGCCAAAAUAUAUCGGAAAAUAUGGACUCAUCAAGAAGCUCUACACUGGUGUUACAGAGAGUGCCGCUUACUACAGCUUCAAAAUGCCGACAUUCCUUGCGAUGUAUUCCAGACAACUUUUUACAACAAGUACUUUCCUAAAUCUGUAUGGGAAUUGAAGGAGUUUGAGCUUAUGCAGCUGAAGCAAGGCUCUUUGUCUGUGGUGGAUUACACUAGUCAGUUUGAGAAGCUUUGUAGGUUCUCUAGGGUUUGUCAGGGUGCCCUGGAGAGCUAUGAGAGUUGGAAGAGCAUUAAGUACCAAGGGGGCUUGAAGGAUAAUAUUAUGACUGUUGUAGCUCCUUUGGAGAUUUGGAUCUUUUCCGAGCUUGUAAACAAGGCGAGAGUUGUGGAGGAGUGUGCGAAGAAAGUGGCUCCGUCAAGAGAUACUCAUGGGGAGAACAACGACCGUGGGCGUGAGAAGCAUUUUCAACCAAGAGCUCAGAACAUCAAGAGGGGAGGACAUGUACCUCAAGGUCAAGGCAACACUAGGAGACGGAGACCCACUUUUGAUCUGUAUCAUCCCGCAAAAGGAAGAGAUGACUACUUUGAUUGCAGACUACCUGGUCACAUGGCGAGGGAUUGUACUCGUGAGAAGAACCCGAAUGCGGGUCGAAAACAACACCAAUGA
This is a messenger RNA of Arachis stenosperma, 1026 nucleotides long. RefSeq lists its product as uncharacterized. Bases 1 to 1026 code for a protein of 341 amino acids. The record is from RefSeq and is a predicted model, not a curated record. Lineage: Eukaryota; Viridiplantae; Streptophyta; Magnoliopsida; Fabales; Fabaceae. The transcript has 3 exons.